CAAUCAGUAAUCAAAUGUUUGGAGAAUUUAGACCUACACAAUAAAUUGUUAUUCGUACUUAUGUCGUGUUAUGACGUGCCUCUAAAGCAUUGAUUAAUAUUACAAUAUUUAUAAUUUAUAACACCUUUUACCUAGGUACCCAUAAUCGUUGUAAUUCUGAAAACAUUGUGUUUUGCAUUUUUAGUUGUAUAAUAUUCACACAAUUUGUAACCAUUAAUAUUAAAAAUCGGCAAUACUUUUACGUCUGACAGUGAAUUUUUACAUUUUUAUUUUAAUGCAGUAUUUUUUAUUAUGAUUUACUUAAAAAGUUAUAGCUAUUUCCAGUUCUUAUUCUACAAUACAUUUAGCUGUCAUAGAGUAAAUUUUAUUUUGGAAUAAAUUACAAGACAGAAAACCAACACAUCAAGAAGCCUAGCCAAUAUGGAACAGAAAAACUCAGAUAAUAGUGAUGAUAAUGAUGGGGAGUUAACAACAAACCAGAUAAAACUUAAGGCUCAAGAAAUUGCUAAACGAAUUGAAAAAUACCAUGGGAGAUACACAUCUUCUAGUCGGUGUAACACACCUCUGCCACUCACUUCGGCAGAAAGUAUAGAGUCUAUACAAAGUAAUAGUGUUAUUUCUGAUACGAGUGAAAAAAUUUUGUUAUUCCGACAAUUUUUAGAGAAUGACAGAAAGUUAGUCGAGAAUAGUAAAAUUGAUGAGCAAAAAUAUAGUAAUGAUGAUCAAGUCAAUGAUAGUAAUUUGUUAGAUGUGCAACAACAUGAAAAAGGAAAACCUAAUGCAACAUAUUAUGAAGAUAUUAUAUCAGCGCAAUUUCAUGAGCAGAAUAUACAAUCUUUAAAAAGUCAAAUUGUUGAAUUAAAUGAAAAACUUGAAAAUUAUCGUAAUAAUAUUACUGAAAAAGAUAUGUUAUUACAAUUAAAAAUUGAGAAAAUUGAGUCAUUAAACAAAGCUAUUGCGCAAAACAAAAAAUCACAUUUAGAAACAGUGGAAGCUUUAAAAAAAAGAAAUAUUGAAGUCAUAAAUGAAGAACGUUUAAGAUGUACUCAAAAGAUUAAUCAUAUUGCAGAAGAAUCAGAAGAAUUAAAAAAUAACUUAGAGGAUGUCCAAAGACUCUGUGAUAAAUUAAAAAAAAAAAAUAUUAAAAUUGUUAAUGAAAACACUGAACUAAGAAAAAAAGAAAUGAAUUUAACAUCAGAAAUUGAAGAAUUAAGUAUAAGCUAUGAGAAAGAAAAAAAAUCGAUUCUACAACGCAAUCAAGAAAAUUCAAAACAUCUUAUUGGUGAUAUGGAAAAAGAAUUGCUAAGCUUACAACAAGAAAAUGAUUUAUUGUCAAACCAUGUAGCUAUGUUGGAAAGCAAGUCAAUGCAUUUUCAAGAAAAUGAUAAUUUAUUAAUGGAACUCGACAAAAAAGAAUCAGAGAUUCAACGUUUGAAUCUUGAAAACGAAAAAUUAAACAAACAACUUCAAAAUCAAGUAGUAGAUGCUCAGCAGAUAGAAAAUCGUUGGAUUCAGUUAAAAGAUGCAUACCUCAAUGAUAAAGAACGUAUGACUCUUUUGGAAAAAGUAAUUGAUGAAUUAAAAAUGAAUAAUAAUGAGUUGAAUGAUGCCAAUACUAAAUUAACUGAGGAAUAUGAAAAAUCUAUAGAAAAUGUAAAGUUAUUAAAGGCUGACAAUGACUCACAAAAAGAACGGAUUUCUGACUUAAUGGCAGUUAUAGAAAACAUGCGUGAAACAUUUGAAAAAGCUAUGAAAGAAUCUUCAAAUGAGUACGAACAAAAUAAAAAACAUUUUAUUCGACAACAUGAAGAUGAUCAAGCUUUAAUUACAACUUGUAAUAAUAAACUUAAAGAUAGCAUUACGUCUGUAAAUGAAUUAACUUAUCAAUUAAACAUCGUUUUAAAAGAAAAUAACUCAUUUAAAUGUGAACGUUUAGAGUUUGAUGAUUGUCUUAGUAAAAAAGAUGCAGAAUUAUUUCAACUGAACAAUGCUAUUACAGAAUUUCAUACAUUAUCUACACAAUUAACUAAUGAGUUGGAAUUGGUUAAAAAAGAGAAUAGUAUGCUUUCAGACAAAUUAAAUGGAACCAAUUUUGCGAUGGAAGACAAUAAAUUAUUAUCGGAUCGAUACCAAAAACAAAAACAACUACUGAAAGUAAAAAUCAAAGCUUUAAAAGAAUCUGAAAGCAAUUGUUCGCUUUUACAGCAGCAAGUUGCCUCUUUAAAUAAAGAAAUAAAUGUUUUGAAUCAGAGAUUAGCAUAUAUUAUUCAAAGUAAAAAACAAAUAAGUACUGUCAUACGAAACUGUGAUGCAGAACUUCAAAAGUGUUAUGAUUUAUUAAAUACAAUUGUAAUCAAAUCGAAUUUACAAAAUCAAAACAUACAUACACUUCGUUGUGUUUUGAUGGGUCUGGCAUCAUUAUUUUCUUUUGACAAUUUUGGUGUUGAGGUCAAUGUUGAUUUAAUUGAAAUUGUCGAUUCAAUUUGCAAUAACACCAUUCUAGAUGAUAAUGAACUGCAAAUUUGUAUUAAAAAAAUGGUCUUUGGUUCUAUUAAUAUUUUAGAAUACAUUGUAAAUUUAAAUGAUUCUCAAAAGCGUUCCAAAGCACAAUCAAUUGACCGCACUGAAGUUGAAAAAUAUGUAUCUGAAGCUGUAGAAAAGGUUAAAUUAACCACACAAAAUGAAUAUCAGAAACAAAAUAAUGAAUUACUCCAAUUAAUAGAAAACUUACAAAAUGAUAAUUAUACAUUAAAAUUAAAUAUGUCUUCUGGUACUUUAGAAAAUAAAGAAGUAUUAACAGAUUUAAAUGGUCUUGCAAUGAAUAGUUUAGUAUCUUUAGAAAAUGUAGAUAUAGAAAGUAUAAAGCAUGAAAACGAUACAUUAAAACAAUUUUUGAAAAAUAUCCGAGAAGAUUUGGGUUUAGUUAUUAUUGAUGAGAUAGAUGGUGGAGAGUUACUGAACUCUUUAAGUACACUUGAGUUCCAUGUACAGGAAAUAAAAAAUGAAAAUAAACUGUUAAAAAAUCAGAUUAAUGAACAUCAGAGAUUGAUUUCUUUGAAACAAUCUACUGAAUUGCAAACUGAUAAAUAUUCAAAUUUAAACAUACAAAAUUCAUCGGUUCAAACUAUAGAAAACUUUGAAGAAAAUGAUGAAGAUAAGAAAAAAGUGUCUGAAGAUGUAUGUUUGAAGCAAUUACAUAAUUCAGAAAUGUCCACUUCGACAGAAAAUGGUGAUACAAAGAUUUUACUAGUUCGUUACAAAAAUUUAAAAUCUCGAUUCAAAGAAAGUCGCGCUAAAACCAUUGACUUGGAAAAAAAAAAUUUUCAACUUGACAAAUGAUUUGGAAUGUGCAAAUUCUAAGUAUAAGCAAUUA
This is a messenger RNA of Acyrthosiphon pisum (pea aphid), 3373 nucleotides long. RefSeq names its product protein PFC0760c. The record is from RefSeq and is a predicted model, not a curated record. Lineage: Eukaryota; Metazoa; Arthropoda; Insecta; Hemiptera; Aphididae. The coding region runs from base 421 to 3339 and encodes 972 amino acids. The transcript is spliced from 9 exons.